Messenger RNA from Marchantia polymorpha subsp. ruderalis, 1147 nucleotides. The record is from the annotation of a GenBank genome assembly. Lineage: Eukaryota; Viridiplantae; Streptophyta; Marchantiopsida; Marchantiales; Marchantiaceae.
CCUGCUCGACGUUCGGUCCCAGAGGCCAGGGGGCAUAGAGUCGAGAGGGUACAGAGCAUCUGGUGUCUGUCUGCUCGACCGAUCCAUCCCACAACUGACCCAGUCCAUCUGCAGCAGCACGGACCUACAUCGUUCGGGAGGCAAUUGGAGCCAUGGCUGCUGUCACUGCUGCCUCGGUCUCAGUCGCCACCUUCGCCUCCGCGAGCCUCAGCUCGUCCCGCAGCUCUGUGAAUGGCGUGGCUGUCAUUGCUCCCGUGAAGGUGGCUCCCUUCGUCACCAAGUCCGUGGGCGUCGUCAGCUGUCGUGCUGAGAGCUCGGACGAGAAGGUGGCUCCCGUCUCCCGCCGAUUGGCACUCUCUCUGCUCGCUGGUGUUGCAGCUGUGAGCAGCCGCGUCAAUCCCGCCAGCGCUGCUUACGGAGAAGCCGCAAAUGUUUUCGGUUCUCUGAAGAAGCAAAGCGGAUUCAUUCCAUACUCUGGUGAGGGAUUCUCCGUGGAGAUUCCGGCCAAGUGGAACCCUAGUAAGGAGAUCGAGUUCCCCGGGCAGGUUGUCAGAUACGAGGACAACUUUGAUGCCACCAACAACCUCUCCGUCAGCGUUCUCAAGGCCGAGAAAUCCUCAAUCAAGGACUAUGGAUCACCCGAGGAACUGCUGAAUUCUCUAUCUUACCUGCUCGGAAAGCAGAGCUACUCCGGACUGACUGAAUCUGAGGGAGGAUUCAAGGACAAUGCAGUGUCUACGGCCGCAAUCCUAGAGUCUGAGGUGAAGGAGUCUAACGGGAAAACUUACUUCUACAUCAGCGUCCUCACUCGCACAGCCGAUGGUGACGAGGGAGGCAAGCACCAGCUUAUCAUUGCCACCAUCGACUCUGGAAAGUUGUACGUCAUGAAGGCGCAGGCUGGUGACAAGAGGUGGUUCAAGGGAGCCAAGAAAUUCGUGGAAGGAGCGAUCAACUCGUUCAACGUAGCCUAAGUUACUCUAGGAAAAGGUCGAAAUAUUCUUAUGAAAUCAAACGCAUUCUUACACAAUUGAUGGAUGACCAAUUGUCAUUCUCCUCAUUCGACGACUUGAGAAUAUUAACUCCGUGCCCUGUCUGUCUCACAAAUGCAAUAUGGGUACCUCGCAUCUUCUCUAUUUGGCAACGUCUA